Molecule: messenger RNA, 576 nt
Organism: Malassezia vespertilionis
Lineage: Eukaryota; Fungi; Basidiomycota; Malasseziomycetes; Malasseziales; Malasseziaceae
Gene: RPL17B
Product: 60S ribosomal protein L17B
Exons: 2
Coding region: 1-576 (191 amino acids)
Biological process (GO): cytoplasmic translation
Cellular component (GO): cytosolic large ribosomal subunit; ribosome
Molecular function (GO): structural constituent of ribosome
Source: RefSeq, a predicted model, not a curated record
AUGCACGGUUACGCCUUUGACGAUACCAAGAUCUCUGAGAAGACCGCUCGCUCGAGCGGUCACUACCUCCGUGUCCACUACAAAAACACCCGCGAGACCGCCGCUGCUGUCAGCGGUAUGAACCUCCAGAAGGCAUUUAUUUUCCUCGACAACGUCGCCGAGAAGAGGCAGAUUGUUCCUUUCCGUCGCCACAAUGGUGGUGUUGGCCGUCACGCACAGGCCAAGGAGUUUAAGACCACUCAGGGUCGCUGGCCCGUCAAGUCGGUCAAGUUCCUCCGUGACCUUCUCAAGAACGCCGAGUCGAAUGCCGAGGCUAAGGGUCUCGAUGUUGAGUCCGCCAAGAUUCUUAACAUCGUUGUGCAGCAGGCACCCAGGACUUUCCGCCGUACCUACCGGGCGCACGGUCGCAUCAACCCUUACAAGAGCUCCCCGUGUCAUGUUGAGAUUCACCUGUCUGAGCCCACAGCCGAGGUUUCUAAGGCUGUUUCUGCCGUUGAGCCCCGCUUGAACAGGCGUCAGCUCGCCAAGAAGCGCGUCGCCGCUUCCCGUGCUAUCGCUCCUGCGCAGUCUGCCUAA